AUGAUUCUGAUUGAAAAUAAGAACAUUUAUGAUGGAUUCCAUGUUCUCCAGGAUCCUUUCGCAGCGCGUUUUGUGCCUUUUCCUCCUACGGAUGAGAGAAGGAUCUACAGCAAAGUUCAUGCCAUUUGCCCGGACGGUCAGCACAGAGCGAUUCUCUUGAGCUUGCCAUGUGGAUGCAAGCCGGCGGCCGAGAGUGGCGAGAGUGGCCAGAGCCGCGAACUUCUCGCACGAAGCUCACAGCUGUCUCAGCAGCUCUCCUUCAAGUGCAGCCUCUUGCGACGGAGCAUCGAGCGCGGACGUCUCUUCGGAGGUGGUCGCAAGGCUGUGGAGGAGGCCUUCACUGCGAUUUUGGAUUCUCCAGAACCGUCUGCGACAGCUUCCGCUCUACGCUGUCUGACGCUGGUCAGCAUGGAAGCCGUGAGGCUUUGGAAGGCUCGACCGGAACAUGUGAGCUUCGGCAGCCUGGCCAUGCUCGCCAUCUUGGCCAGUAGCGUACCCUCUUGGCGACCGCCUUUGGCUCUGCGUGAAGCGCUGCUACGCACUGUUGCUGCAGUACAGGCAGCGGAUCAACCAGAGUCUUGCAUGCCUUGGCGAAAUUGGCGGAAGCCAGAGAUUGGAGGCGACGACGGUGGUUUGGAAUUUCAGAACGACGACUUGUCGCAGCUUCGCAAUGCCUUGAGGCACUUGACAAGAGGCUUCCUGGGAUGCCUGGCAGCUGAAGAGGCCGACAUGGUCGGGCGUUACACUGACGUCAUGGUAAAUCGUGGCGGCUUGCCGCUCUAUCACCUUCCACUUCCUCGGCCAGAGAUGGAGGAGACGUUACCUUCUGACUACCGAAGUGCUGCUGUCGACUGUAGUGUCCUUCCACAGCUGCCACUUCACUUCCAAGCUGCGUUGACCAAGCCACCACUGUGUGAAAGCACGAAUUUGAAGGACCUGCAUCUUCGCAACCUGCGCUUCUUCAUAGAGCAGACCCAGUUCAACAUCCGCCAGCAAAAAGACAUCAAACGAAGAGGCGGUUACAUCGAAGCAGGGGACAUGGAACGUAUCGUCAACUACAUGGACGAGGAGCAUUUCGCCCAGGGCAGAGACCUUGCAGAGGCGAGAGCGCUGCCAGAGGAUUCACGCUUGCGCGAAGUGAAUUCUGAGGGCUUCACCAGCGAAGAAGAGUGUCACUUGCAAUCGGAACGUUGCCGCAGUCUCCAAGAGACUUUGAAGUCGCUGCAGAAGCAAACGCUGCAAAGGUCUUUGCAACGGGCAGCGCUGAAGCCUAGGCAAGAUGAUUCAGUACCGCUGGAGGGCGCAACGUGUGUCGAAUCGAUUGACCCCAGUGCCCGGUUGGAUGCGUUUCUUAGCUGCUUCGGUGGGUCAGUGGAAGUCAAGAUACCAGGGAAGGAUGUGCGCGGACAUUUGCGGGUGACUUGUGCUCGGAAAGACACGCCAAAGAGGCCUUUGCUGAUUCAGAAGGCACAGAAGGUUUCAGCAACAGGAGACAGAGAUGGAGCCUUCCAAGAAGUCCUUGACACAACUCUUCGCGAGGCCGCCACUAAGGAAUUCUGCAAAUCAUUUGGGAAAGGAGCCUUGCCACGUCCACCACAAGGUUACGUUUGGAAUGUGCCUGGACCAGAUGGACCAGGAGUACUUCGAGUUGAGCAAGAUGACGGUGAUCAGCUUCGAUUUUUCGUUGGUGAAGUAGAGUUACAACCCUUCGAUGCCGGCCCAAUCUUGUGGAAGUGCAUUCCGCAGCCCCAACUUUGCAGCAAAGCAGAUGAAGACCCCAAGGAGCGCAAAGUGGUGCAGAAGGCCCUCUACCUGCAACCCGCUCAGCAAGUGGAUUUGCUGCAAGAGCUGCAAGGCAGGUCUCAACGGACUGCUGGUGUCCUUUCGUGGCUUGAGGAUGCCAAGAAGAGCGGCAUCGCUGCUUGCAUAUGGCAAGAGGCCUAUGCUAGACUGGUCCUGGAAGAGGAACACGAAGGUCAUCCAUGUUUGACGCUAUCGGCAAGUCAUCCUUAUGCAGGUACACUGUACCGCAUCGUGCUUCUCCUCGCAUUCCUUUAUCCCUCAGUGCUGGUCCCAACUCGCUCUGAACUGGCCUUUCGAAUCUUCCGGGAGAGCAAGGUUCAAGGUUGCUUGCACCAACACUUGAAGAAUGCUUUGAAAAUAUUGGCCUUCAACCAGCAGUCUUCUGUGCGAGCGGGGGCUUUUCAGGGGAAGGUGAUCACACCGCUCUUCACCUAUCAGACAGAAGCAGUACAAAGAUUGUUGCAGUCCCGGCACAAUGGAGCGGCUGGAUCAUUGGAUGCCUCGUCUCUGGGUGCUGGCAAGACGUUGGUAGCCAUUAGCUUUUGCAUGUUCCUUGCAGCUCAACACUCGGGUGGCGAGUUCUUGGUCCUGGUUCCAUCCAGCUCGUUGAUGGAUGGGUGGCGCCAGCAGAUCGAGCAACACACUGAAGGAGUUAGAGUGCAAAUGCAGCAGGAGAAUGGUGUCCUGCGAGAAGGGGUGCAGCGAAAGUCACCGAACCAGACUUCACCACUUCGCCGAAAGCGCCCGGCCACCGCCACGUGGCAGCCAUAGGGUUAUAUAGGGUUUACUCGCAGCGUUCGCAUCACAAAUCAUGACGUGGAAUGACUGUCCUGAUAACAUCGCUUCUUA
Messenger RNA from Cladocopium goreaui, 2652 nucleotides. NCBI's taxonomy places the organism in Eukaryota, Dinophyceae, Suessiales, Symbiodiniaceae. The record is from the annotation of a GenBank genome assembly.